This is a messenger RNA of Daktulosphaira vitifoliae (grape phylloxera), 1574 nucleotides long. Its product is annotated as leucine-rich repeat-containing protein 58. The record is from RefSeq and is a predicted model, not a curated record. The transcript has 4 exons. Gene Ontology annotation, molecular function: protein binding. The coding region runs from base 201 to 1280 and encodes 359 amino acids. Lineage: Eukaryota; Metazoa; Arthropoda; Insecta; Hemiptera; Phylloxeridae.
UACUCCCAUCGGUAACAGCGUGUUAGUUGUGCGUCGCGCUUACAGACUUAAUGUCAGUUGCAGAAACACUUCAUGUCUAUUUAAUAAACACUUAUGGUAAUCACGUUAUUAACAUCAAAUUAAAUCGUUAAGAGUUAUUCUCUGGGUUUACUUUGCACGAAUAAUUAGCUCAUUGUGUAACGUUAAAAAAUAUUUAAAUCAUGUUUAAUAAAUACUACGGCUCGACUUCGGAAAGCAGCGACAGCGAUGUACCACCUGCUGACAAGUUAGUGAAGACUAUGGAUCUCAAUUAUCUGAUGUUGGACUCUCAUUCCAUCCAGAAACAUCUCGAAGACGUGUGUGUUCAUAGCCGACCUGAAACUAUUGAUACGAUUUUAUUAAAUCAUAAUACGAUAGUUGCUUUACCACAGAUCAUUGAUCGCUUUCAGCAUUUACGUGUUUUGGACAUAAGUAACAACCGGAUAACUUCUAUACCUGAAUUUAUAGUCCGGUUGCCACUUCAUACGCUUAUAGCCAAGAACAAUCUGAUUGAUGACGAAGGCAUCCCAAAAACGUUUGAAUCGCAACUUAAAGUUCUAAACAUUAGUGGUAACCGUCUGAUCCACUUCCCUGAUCAAAUAUUAAUGAUUUCUUCCCUCGAAUACUUAUAUAUGGGUAGCAACCACUUGGUUGAAAUUCCGAAGGACAUUGAUAGAUUAAUAAGACUGAAAUUCUUAUGUUUGGGAGGAAAUAAUUUAUCAGACGUUCCAGUAACUUUAGGGCAACUAGACAAUAUGAAAGCUUUAAAUUUGAGUCAUAAUUCACUGGAAAGUCUACCACAAUCUAUUGCUAAUCUUAAGAAUCUCAAAUCAUUAAUGUUACACAAAAAUCGACUUCGCACUCUGCCUGUAGAAAUUGUAUCAUUGAAGUGCCUCUCAGAGUUAAGCUUAAGAGAUAAUCCAUUGGUGGUGAGAUUUGUCAGUGACAUGACACAUAAUCCUCCUACGUUGCUAGAACUUUCUGCAAGAAUAAUAAAAAUAAACAACGUACCGUAUGGUGAACGAGAUUUACCUCACAGCUUAAUCGAAUAUUUAAGCAGUGCCCAUCACUGUGUAAAUCCAAAAUGUAAAGGUGUAUUUUUUGACGAUCGAGUAGAGCAUAUAAAAUUUGUCGAUUUUUGUGGAAAGUACAGAAUUCCAUUGCUGCAAUAUUUAUGUUCAUCAAAAUGCAUUGUUAAUAACAGUAAUGUAUGUGAUGAUAGUACUGAUAGCAAAAUGAUGAGAAAAGUAUUGCUUGGAUAAUAUUAAAUUGCUAUGUCUGAAUAUUAUUUGUUCAAUCUUAAAUAUUGGGUUUUAUUAUUUUAUUUUUAUAAAUGACAGUAAUUCUAUGCAAUUUUAUGUAUGUGUGAGAUUACAGUUUUCAAAAGAAAAAAAUUUUAACUUAUUAAAUUCAUAAAAAUUACAUAUGUCACAUAUAUUUGUUAUUAUUUUAAAAAUGAAAGUAUGCUUAGAAAUAUAAAAUCAAGUAUUAUUCUAUAUUUUUUUUUUUUGGUAGAUAUUAAAAAUUAUAAAUAUUUAGUCGAACAACAAGAACAU